Messenger RNA from Podarcis lilfordi (Lilford's wall lizard), 26604 nucleotides. Lineage: Eukaryota; Metazoa; Chordata; Lepidosauria; Squamata; Lacertidae. The record is from the annotation of a GenBank genome assembly.
GCGAGACGCGAGUGGGCGGAGUCGGCGGGGUGUCAUGGCCGCCUCCAGUGGCUGCCCAUGAGUUGCUGUUGGGGAGCUGCUGGGAGGUAAAGGGGCGCUCCUGUUCUCUGGGCGGGGGAGACUGGGAGGGGGGCGCUUUUUCUGUGCUUGCACCCCCCACCCUCCAGCCCCUCCCCUUAAAAUAGGUAAUUUAUUUACUUUUUUUUAUUGCGCCUGCACUUUGUGUUUGGUUUUUUUAAAAAUAUAAUUUUUAUUAAUUUUCCAUUUAAUAAUAUAUAAUCACAUCAUUAUUCUCCACUUUCUGGCUCUCUAGAGCCUGUCGACUUCCUUCCCUCCCACCUCGUGGCUUCCAAAAUUGACCUUUUUAUCAUAGCAUUUAAUACGUUUUAAUUAAACUCUUAAUUAAUUUUAAUUAAACUCGUUACAAGGUACCUCAAGAUUUAAAUAAACGUGAAAAGGAAGAUGAUUUCUCAUUACAAGGCUUCAGGCAACCCUACUGGUGAUGUUAAUGGCUUACAAUGUUUUUUCAAAUACUGGAUAAAUUAUUCCAAUCUUUUUGGAAUACUUGAUCGUGCUGGUUUUGGAUUUUUUCCCGUCAGCUUCACCACUUCUGCAAAGUCCAUCAUUUUCGUUGUCUUCUCUUCUAUUGCACCUGUACUUUGGAACUCUCUGCCUGUUGACAUCUAGAGUUCGCUGUUCUCUUUUUAAAAAAGCCCAAAACAUUCUCGUUUACACAAGGCUGCUUGGAAAGUUGGCGUGAAUCUUGAUCUGCUUUAAUGUUUUCACUUUCUUAUGUUUUUAAGUACGUCUGAUCUUUCCUCCCCACAAUUUUAUUGCUCUUUUCGUGAAGCAAUUUGAGGUUUGUUCAUUUCACUUUCUUGGAUUUUAUCACUUUUUGUAAAUGGCUUUGAGGUUUGUUUUCUUUCAUUACAAUCUAUACAUCAUUAUUAUUCGUUUCUUUUCGACACCACUUUCUCUUUUUGUGUGUGGGGGGAGAAUCUCAAAGCGGUUUUCAAGCCUUUUAUAUAUUAAAUUUGUAUACCACCUAAGGGUGGGUCAGAGAAUAAAAAAUGCAAAAUAAAAAUACAAAGCCCACAUUAAAACAUCCAAGUAAAACAACCCAGAAUGAAACAUCACAGAAGAAAGUCAAGUAUAAAGUAUGCGUUCGAAGCAACAUAAUUAGCAGAAAACUGAAAUAUUAUCUUGAAAGAUUUCAAAAUAAAACAUGCAGCAUAGUUAACAAAAAAGGUUAUCAUAAAAACAUUACAAAGGAGGUCAAGUACAGAAGGCGCAUUUAAUGCAGCAGUGUUAACAAAAAAUUAUAAAUAUUUCAAAAGAAAACAUUACUAAAGGAAGUCUAAUAUAAAAUGCACAUUUAAAACAGCAUAUGUAGCAGAAGGAUGAAAAAUUAAUAUUAUGAAUCUUAUGAAAUGAAUAAUAUUCCAGCUUUUCUGCUUGGAAUAUGGGGUUCUCCAUGUCAUUUAAUCCCCUUACCUUGGGGUAAGUUAGGAGGAGAGAGGCAGUGAUUCAGUGAGCUGCUUCAUGUAUUCGAGUGGAGGAAUUUGAACCCUGGUCUCUCUCCUAGGUCCUAGUUCAGCACUCUUAACAACUUGCCCACCACUGGCUUUCUUUGCACUUAUUAUUUUCAGCACUCUCAGUAGGCCUGGGGAGCAACAGGAGUACAGGGAGGCUGGUCUCUCCCACCCCCAAGUAGCUUAAACACUAAAACCUAGCACACGGUGACUUAAAAAAACCUGCGGGAAACUAUUCUGUUCCUUCAGUCUUACUCCGGCAAUUAAGAGUACAUCUUCCACAAUACAGUUAUCUGAUUCCUGAUUUUGACGUUUUUUGUUUGGCUUUAUGUGUAAAUCUUGUAACCCGCUCUGGUAUUUUUUCUAUGAAUAGAGGUAUAUGCUAAUUCACAGCUAAUUCUCCCCUAGUCUCCUCGCUGGCCCAAAUAGGACUAAUUCAGCCAGCUAGCCCUGGUGAUCAUCUAAUGUUUAUUGGAUGGAUUUCCCCCCUAAAUUGAUUUUUGAAUUCUGAAUUUAUUAUUACGUUUUAUACGGUAUUUUAUGCUGUUUUUUGUUGCAUCAAUUAAGUGUUUUAAAUCUUUUGUUAGCCGCCCUGAGCCCGGUUUUCUGAACUGGGAAGGGCGGGGUAUAAAUAAAAAUGUAUUAUUAUAUUUUAUUAUUUUUAUACAUAAAAUAACAAAAAGGACCUUGAGCUUGGCCCAGCCGCAAAUUGAUUCCUGAGUGCUAGAAGUCUACUCUUGCCCCUUUCCGAAAAAGCUUUCCCCGCCCCCAGAUUCAUUCCCCUGAGGACGUGCUUGUGUUUCUCUUAGUCAUGAGGUGGGUUAAAAAAAACUAAAAUACCCGGCAGGGCACCUGUGCCAAUGGGAAAUCCUACUCAACAGUUCCCUUUCAUGUGGACUAGCAACUUGAUUUCGUUUUGUUACUUUUGAAAAAAGCUGAGACUGGCAGGCUACUGUAUUCUGUGGUUGCUGCAGAAUACGUUCAGUCCUAAUGAUGGCUGGAAUAUUUGGGUAUCAGUCUGGGCCAUAGCUGUCAACCGUCCCUUAUUUGGCGGGAAAGUCCCUUUUCCCGGCGCCGUGUCCCGCUGCUGUCCCUUAUUGAUGACGUCCCUUAAAUUUCCCGGGUUUCAAAGGAAGCAGCUCCUCUCCCUCCCUCCCUGCCGGCCAGGGAGGAGGGAGGCUCCAACUGCGUUGCUUGGCUGCGUUGCUCACCCAAUAAGGAGUCUGAGAACGACUGGGGGGUGGAGCUUGCAUGCCUUGUGCCGAUCAAAUCGGCCGCAUUGCCUGGGGACUCGCCUUUGCUCAGCGCUUCCCAGCAGAGAGGUGACAGUAGUUUUCCUUGCUGCAUCCCCUUUGCCAGGUUGCUGCGCUGUGGGAACCACCGCUUGAGGCUUCGUUUGGCUGCUGGUUGACUAAAAUCCCUUAUUUUGGCUGCUGAUCCCUUAUUUUCAAAUCUGUAAGUUGACAGCUAUGGUCUGGGCAUUCUUAUUUAUUUUGCAACUUUUUCCUUCCCGUGCAGAAUCCUUCCUCCCUCUCGGCAACCUCCACCUCCUUACGCUGGGAUGAAUGAAGCACCCGACGCUACAGUACACUCAAGCUUUCCCUGGUGGUCUGGCUUACAUAAACACUGUCCUCUUAGUAGUAGUAGCGGUGGUGCCUCUUAGGAGCAGCUCUCGAGGGACCCUCUGAGGUUUGUGUGAUGGAUGCCGAGCCGCCCCUUGACCAUCAGGUUAUGCUGGAGCUGGGGCAGCCAGACGACAGCAAGGUGAACCCCGGGGCCAUCUCUGGACCUGCGGCAAAGGUGCCAAGGCUAAAUGGGGGCCAGGAAGACGAGGGGGCUGCUGCGGAGGCAGUUCCUGGGCCCAAGCCCCCGAAGGAAGAACCCGAGAUUGGGGACACAGCGCAUCACCUCAAGGAAGAAAAGGAGGAAGACGCGAUUGAUGGAGGAGAAAUGUUGGCAGAGGAAGGAGAGUAUUAGUGAGUGUCAGUUGUUGCCUUGCAGGCAGAUGGGUGGAGGUCCAGCUCAGAUGGGUCCUUUGCCCAGUUCAGGGAGGGGAAAUAAUAAUAAUAAUAAUAAUAAUAAUAAAUUUUAUUUAUAUCCCGCCCUCCCCAGCCGAAGCCGGGCUCAGAGCGGCUAACAUCAAAUAUAUAACACAUUAACAUAAAAUCAGACAAUCAAUUAAAAUACAUCCUCAAAUCAGAUCAGGAUCAGAAUAAAAUCCAAUCAGAUGGCAACCCACAGGACCUUAAAUGCUCACCAGGCCCAACUGUUUGUGCUGAACUUAUAUGGGCCUGUGAGAAAAAUUGGGAGGCCACUUUCAUGCAAGUUCUUAAGAAAGGGGAGAGGGAGUCAGACUGAACCCCGACCAAAGGCCUGGCAGAACAGCUUCGUCUUGCAGGCCCUGCGGAAAGAUGUCAAGUCCCGCAGGGCCCUCGUCUCUUGGGACAGAGCGUUCCACCAGAUCGGGGCCACGGCUGAAAAGGCCCUGGCUCUGGUUGAGGCCAGCCUAACCUCUCUGUGGCCUGGGACCUUCAGGAUGUUUUUGUAUGCAGACCGUAAGUUCCUCUGUGGGACAUAUCAGGAGAGGCGGUCCCGUAGGUACGAGGGUCCUAGGCCGUAUAGGGCUUUAAAGGUUAAAACCAGCACCUUAAACCUGAUCCUGUACUCCACCAGGAGCCAGUGCAGCUGGUAUAUAGCUGGUAUAGAAAGAUGAUUUUUUAAAUUAUUGAUUUAAUAUUUGUGCUCCGCUUUCCCAACAACAAAUGUUUAGCUCAAAGCAUCUCACAAUAAUCACAAUAGCUUCUUCUUCUUUUUUAAAAUGCAAUUGCUAUACUAUUAAACACAGCAUUGGCUAAAUGCACUUAAAGGCAUGAGCUGCCAGCGUGGCUUAUCUCACCAAAAUUGCUUAGAAAGGUGCCUACACAUUUUGUUUCAUAACUUUCUUUGUUUUACUUGAAAAAAGAAGUAAACUUAGCCUUUGCCCUCUUGCAGGCAUGAGCCCUAGUGCAUUUGCUCUUUUUGCACUGUUAUAAAUCUGGCCGUGCAAAUAAAAGCAGGUUCAGUUGCAUAAUCCAAGAUCACUUAAGGAUUUACACAGUUAAGGCCUGCAGGCUCUCACUCCUUAACAUUACAAACAGGAUGCUUAACUUCAGUUUACUUGUACUCAGUUUGCCACACUAGUUGUGGUGUUUAACGCAUAAGGCCAGAACAAUAGCAGCUACUGGGAGACCACAGAAGCCAGCUUCACGGACCUUUAAGUUACGCACAUUUAGGAAUUCCAUUGCCUUUACACAUGCGUAGAAAUUAAGCCGCAUGGUAAGCAGAGUCGGAACGGCCUUGUCGGAAGAACAAAAGUAGCGUCGUAGGUACAGCCUUGAGUGAAAACAAGGCCAUAGAUUCAUCUAUCAGUGCUAGAAAAAUCCCUCACUCACCUUCACAGGCAGCUUGAAAGCCUUACACCAUCCUUUCAUUCACUGUUCUCUUCAGACUUACUCUUACUUCUUAUUCCACUGUGUUUAUCGAUACUUUGAUCCACCACAAAUUGCAGGGAGGCUGGAUUUCAGAGUUCUCUUUCUGAGGGUGAGGCCCCAGCGUGUCUGAGCGAAGGGGGUGGUCUCCUGUAGCCUUUAUUAUUAUUAUUAUUAUUGUUAUUGUUAUUUAUUAGAAAUAGGGGUAGAGGUUUGAGAUAGGGAUUGGACUUAGGGUCAGGGAUAGGGUUGUUGAUGUUAUUAUUAUUAUUAUUAUUAUUAGGGAUUAGGGAGCUGCCCAGAGUGACAGGGGAAACCCUGCCAGAUGGGCGGGGUAUAAAUAAUAAAUUAUUAUUAUUAUAGUAUUCCUAUAGAAGCUCCUGCCCUUCCUUUCGGGCUGGAUCCUGGGAGGGGAAUGGGAUGUUAGCAAGCUUCACAAGGGGGUGGCUGGGUGUUCCUGGCUUAGCACAGCGUGACUUUCCUUUUCCUUCCCCUUCUAGCUUCCCGACCUACGAUUUCUCGCAGGCCCCCAAACCUCUGACAGGCUCCUGGGUGGAGUACAGCCACGUACAGGAGAAUUUCCUUAAAGGCUGCAAAUGGUGAGUGGACUGGAAUCGUAGAACUGUAGACUUGGGAGGGAUCCCUAGGGUCAUCUAGUCCAACCCCCUGAAUCGCAGCUGAAGAACCCCUGACCGAUGGCCGUCCAACCUCUGCUUAAAAACCUCCAAGUAAGGAGAGUCCACAACGUCCGGAGGGAGACCGUUUUCACUGUUGAACAGCUCUCACGGUCAGAAAGUUCUUUCUGGUGUUCGAGUCGGAAUUUCCGUUUCUUGCCACCCAGUUCUUCUGAUUUCCUGGCUUUUGUAAGGAGCAAAAACACGCACUGCUCCCUUCGCUCUCCGCCUUCGUCACUGGCAAAUGUUGAAGCUGAACUAUAGUUUUCCAGAAUAGUUGGAUUUUGGGACACUCCCACCACGUGUGGAGGUAUGUGCCUGUGGAGGUGCACCCUCUCCAGCAUUUUGGUGAGGUUCCUGGGCGUAUUAGCGCUAGUUUUCUUGGUGUUAGGUACCACCUGUAGGUGAUUUUCAGAGUGAGUUCUUUUCUUUUUGUUGAUAUGGAUUUAAAGGGGGGUUUAGACCACAUUCUGGUCCAUUGAGUGGGGUUAAUCUCAUAACCUAUGUCAUCCUCCCAUUGUAUUUUGAUUGUGUCUAGGGAGUUUGUGGGAUUUUGUAGUACUAUUUUGUAUAUUGUGGAAACCAUCCCUUUACCAUGUCCCUUUAUUGUUAGGAGGUUUUCGAAGAUUGUCAGGGGCCUAGCUGCUGCUGAUUUUACUACUGGAUUGUUUAAGAGGGCAUGUAAUUGGUGAUGUGUUAACCAGGACAUUUGGGUGUCUUCUAGUUUGUCUUGAAUUUCUUGUGUUGACAAAGGUUUGUUAUUUUUAUAGAAGUCUAUUGUAGAAGUCUAAGGUGAUAUAGACGUGGGUGGCGCUGUGGGUUAAACCACAGAGCCUAAGGCUUGCCGAUCAGAAGGUCGGCGGUUCGAAUCCCUGCAACUGGGUGAGCUCCCGUUGCUCGGUCCCAGCUCCUGCCAACCUAGCAGUUCGAAAGCACGUCAAAGUGCAAGUAAAUAAAUAGGUACCGCUCCGGCGGGAAGGUGAACGGCUUUUCUGUGUGCUGCUCUGGUUCGCCAGAAGCGGCUUAGUCCUGCUGGCCACAUGACCUCCCGGAAGCUGUACGCCGGCUCCUUCGGCCAGUAAAGUGAGAUGAGCGCCGCAACCCCAGAGUUGGCUACGACUGGACCUAAUGGUCAGGGGUCCCUUUACCCUUUACCUAUUAGAUGAUAUAAGCCUUUGGUUUGCCAGGUUUUCAGCUGGAGGUUUUGUGCUGGGUGAUGGAAUAAUGUGUGGUUCGCUAGGGGAAUUAGUGGGGAUGGGGUUGGGGAAGCUGAACUAUAGUUGAACUGUGGAACUCCCUUCCACAGGAGGCUGCGACGGGCUUGAAAAGGUCUGGACAAAUUCAUGGAGGGGGAGAGGGCUAUCGAUGGCUCCUAGUCAGGAUGGCUGUGUUCUGUCUCCCCAGUCAGAGGCAGCGAUGCUCCUAGUUUCUGGAAACCACAGGAGGAGAGAGUUGCUCUUGUGCUCAGAUCUCGUUAGAAGUUUUCCUGCAGGCAUCCGGUUGCUCACUGUGAGAACAGGACACUGGACUAAAUGGGCGAUGGGCCUGAUCCAGCAGUCUCUUCUUAUGGUGUUUUCUUCAACCCUUUCACAGCUUAUGAAAAGGCCCCUUCCUUCUAAUAACUUGUUGUCUUGUUGGUCUCUGACUUCUCUUCUUGAGUAGAGUUUGAGAACUCUUUUUAAAAAUAAUUUUUAUUAAUUUUACAAUUUAGAAUACUCAUUUAAACAUCCUCAAAAUAUCAGUGAUUUCCCCUCUUCACUUUCUGUGGUUCGUUUUGUAUAUCAUAAAUCCCUGCAUGUUUUACAUAAACUAAAGCAUUUCUUAAGGAAAUCAGCCCUGAGUGCUCACUGGAAGGACAGAUCCUGAAGCUGAGGCUCCAAGACUUUGGCCACCUCAUGAGAAGAGAAGACUCCCUGGAAAAGACCCUGAUGUUGGGAAAGAUGGAGGGCACAAGGAGAAGGGGACAAAGGAGGACGAGAUGGUGGGAUAGUGUUCUCAAAGCUACCAGCAUGAGUCUGACCAAACUGUGGGAGGCAGUGGAAGACAGGAGUGCCUGGCGUGCUCUGGUCCAUGGGGUCACAAAGAGUCGGACACGACGAAACGACUAAACAACAAAACAGCAACAAAGCAUUCAGUAUUCCAUUAUUACAUCCAUCAAAACUUAUUUACAUUGUUGAUUUCAUCUUAAUGCUGCCAACGUUUUUCAAGUGUACACAAUUUCUCCCCAUAAAUUCAACAAACAUUUUCCAAUCUUCUUUAAACAUAUGUUCUCCUUGAUCUCUUAUUCUAUAUGUUAGGUCCGCAAACACUGAAUAUUCCAUCAGUUUAAGUUGCCGUUCUUCUUUGGUUGAGACCUCCAUUUUUGGGCUAACAAAACACGGGCCGCAGUAGUGGCAUACAUAAAUAACAUUUUUUGACGCCUGGGAAUUUCCAUCUGAAUUAUCCCCAACAAAAAGGACUCUGGUUUGUUUGUUUGUUUUUUGGAAAGGUACUUUUAAACGGUUUUUUCCAUUCAUUAUGAAUUAUUUUCCAAUACCCUUUUACAGGUUCACCACAUAUGAAAGAAUGUUCCCGAGUUUGGAAACCCUUGAUGGACAGCAAUGGGCCGUUCCUUUGGGGGGGGCAGGGAAAGAUGGGGAUGGGGUAAUCAUAUUUGGGGAGACGGGUUGUGUGUUAUCUCUUUCCCCUUUUGCUGUAUAACUUGGCUUCCCUGAGCCUCAAAACGAUUGCUUGGGCCCCGUGGCCUAUCAUAGUCUGGACCAUGGGUAGGCAAACUAAGGCCCGGGGGCCAGAUCCGGCCCAAUCACCUUCUCAAUCUGGCCCGCGAACGGUCCGGGAAUCAGCGUGUUUUUACAUGAGUAGAAUGUGCGCUUUUAUUUAAAAUGCAUCUCUGGGUUAUUUGUGGGGCCUGCCUGGUGUUUUGACAUGAGUAGAAUGUGUCCUUUUAUUUAAAAUGCAUCUCUGGGUUAUUUGUGGGGCCUGCCUGAUGUUUUUACAUGAGCAGAAUGUGUGCUUUUAUUUAAAAUGCAUCUCUGGGUUAUUUGUGGGGCCUGCCUGAUGUUUUUACAUGAGCAGAAUGUGUGCUUUUAUUUAAAAUGCAUCUCUGGGUUAUUUGUGGGGCAUAGGAAUUCGUUCAUUUCCCCCACCAAAAAAAUAUAGUCCGGCCCCCCACAAGGUCUGAGGGACAGUGGACCGGCCCCCUGCUGAAAAAGUUUGCUGACCCCUGGUCUGGACAGACAAGGGAACAAGUUGCCACUCUGCUCACCAACAGCGUGCCCCUUCCCACCUCUCUCCCCAGGGCUCCUGACGGGACUUGCCUGCUCACCAACAGUGCUGACAACACCCUGCGGAUCUACAACCUCCCUGCUGAGCUGUACGCAGAGGAAUGGGGGACCGUCUCUGAAAUGGUUGGUAGCGGUAUGAGUGCCGAGCGUGCGUCUUGCCUGCCUGCCAGCGCAUGUUUGCGUGGGGAGGGGAAGAGGCAAAUUCUCCUGUGGCAGGAAUCAGGGGGCCUCUGGCCCUCCCAAAGUUGCUGGGCUCCCCCUCCCAUCAUCCCAAACCGUUGGCCAUGCUGGGGGGCGGGGCGGUGGCGAUGGGGAAUUGCAGCCCCAGAAAUACCUGGAGGAGCUGUAGGUGUCAGGAGCUCGUCCCUACACUCGAGUAGGACCCUGGCAGAGACACGUGCCCGGCUGGCAUGUUCUCUCCCUCCUGGUCGAUCGUUCGGGAGCUUCAAAAGCUUUCUUCAGCCCGAACAUCACAGCGACCGGUGCCAACCGACACCGGCACACUUAGGGAUCCACAGAGUCUUCGUAUUUUGCGUGACAGACCUCAGCAACUCAGCAUUUUGGCUAAUCUAGUUUAUUUACAUAUAAACACACACGGAGCACUGCAACAUGGCUCCCUCUCUCUAGCAGCAGACAGCAAAGAGAAAUAACUAAUAAUAAUAAUAAUAAUAAUAAUUUAUUAUUUAUACCCCGCCCAUCUGGCUGGGUUUCCCCAGCCACUCUGGGCAGCAAACAACAAAACACUAAAAUACAAUAACCUAUUAAACAUUAAAAGCCUCCCUAAACAGGGCUGCCUUUAGAUGUCUUCUAAAAGUUUGGUAGUUAUUUUUCUCUUUGACAUCUGGUGGGAGGGUGUUCCACAGGGCGGGCGCCACUACCGAGAAGGCCCUCUGCCUGGUUCUCUGUAACUUGGCUUCUCGCAGGGAGGGAACCGCCAGAAGGCCCUCGGAGCUGGACCUCAGUGUCCGGGCAGAACACUUCCACUUCACAGUAACACAAACAUCCUGUUUCCGUCACUUCCCACUUUGUGGAGCCAAAACAUAUACCGUCAUGUGAAAGACAAAAAUCCCAUGGCUGCAAUAAUGGAUCAGGAAUUCUAAGAGUAGGUUCCACGUUGGGGGUGAGCGGUGAGAUUCCAGAGUUUGCAGGCGAUGCUAAAUGGUUCAGGGUCCUCAAAACGAGAUGGGGUUGAGCUCCGAAAGGACCUCUCCAAAGUUAGCAAAUGGCGUGAUAAAGGGACAUAGGCAGUUCAGCGAGAGCAGGUGCAAAGCGGUGCGUGCAGGGGCAGGAAUCUUCCUAACAUCCACGGGUCUGAACUGGCAUGAUUGGCCGGGAAUGAGGCCUCGGGCAGGUAGCAGAUCACUCAAUGAAGACAUAGACCCAGAACGCAGCAGCGUGCAAGCUGUGAAAAUAAGGCAGAUUCUGUGACCAUGAGGGAAGGAACUGGAAACAAAAUUGCUGAUAGCGUAAAGCUGUUACACAAAUUAUUAUUAUUAUUAUGGGGAAGUGUGUGGAACAGGUCUCGGUAUUUCGAUUUCUGGGAAUGGAAUUGAGAGAUGCUCUAACCUGGGGAGAAAACAGUAAAGACCUGAUGAAGAGAGCACAGCAGAGGCUAUAUUUUCUGAUAAUCCUCUGGAAAAACAAUCUCUCAAAGGACCUUUUGAUGGCAUUUUACCAUUUUACUGUGGAGAGUGUAUUAACUUAUGGUCUGUGUGUGUGGUUUUCUUGUGUGUGUGUUUCUUUGUGGCUGAUUAGCUGCUCUCCCUGUGCAAAGGUCAGAGGGGGCAGGGUUUCUGUUGAGGCAGGUGAUUAGCUGUGGGAGGAGCUUGCAGGGCAGCGGCGCGUGCCUAGUGGCGCGCGCAGUUUGAUCCAUCUUUUAGAUUUAGGGGAGCUAGUCUCAAACGUUUGUUGGGGGAGACCUAGGUUUUUUGGGGGGAGUUAUUUGUCCUGUCUUCACGCUUUUUAUGAUGGAGGACCGCUGUAGCCACCCCCAACGACUCGUUCUCAAGAUGGAGGGGGAGGGAACAGCUGCAGUCGCCUGCGGUUCCUGCGCAAUGUUUGCCAUCUUGCCAAAGGUUGCAGGCAGCUUUACCUGCAGCAAUUGCAUGUUGAUUGCCCUCUUAGAAGACAAAGUCCAGCAACUGGAGGAACGUGUAGCUACGCUCCAAAGAAUUAGAGAGCUGGAGCUCUUCUUGGAAGCAACAGAGCACACCGUCUCCACCAAGGAGGAGACAGGGGACUCCCCUGAGAAGGAGGCUAGUUCACCAACACAGGAGCCAGAUAUAUGGAGAAACGUGACUCAAAGAAGUAGGAGGCCCAGGGUUCGCUCUGAUUGUUUAGAAAUACACAAUCGCUUUGAGGUCCUCUCCCCUAGCAUGGAAGACGAAGAGCAGACUCCAUUUGAGGAUCUCUCCUUCAUUACAGUCGAUCAGGUAUAUGAAGACGAGCAGCAAAGUCAGUUCUCAGGGAAUGUGCAGGCGACCUUGGAACGGACAGCUCAUGGAAGAACCCCGACCAAACCUAAGAGGAGGCGUGUAGUGGUGAUAGGGGAUUCCCUACUGAGGGGAACAGAAGCAGUGAUCUGUGGGCCUGACAAGAUGUCUCGGGAAGUGUGCUGUCUCCCCGGGGCUAAGAUCCAAGAUGUAACUGAACGACUGCAAGGAAUCAUAAAACCCACUGACAAAUAACCCUUCCUCUUGGUUCAUGUGGGAACCAAUGACACUGCAAGCAAUAGCCUCCAGAAGAUCAAAAGAGACUACGAGGCUCUGGGCAGGAAAUUGAAGCAAUUAAAUGCUCAAAUUGUCAUCUCAUCUGUCCUCCCAGUUGAACGACGUGGCCCAGGGAGAGAGGGAAAAAUAGUGGAAGUGAACAGCUGGCUUCGCAAAUGGUGUAAACAGGAACGGUUUGGAUUCUUAGAUCACGGACUGCAGUUUCUUGAAGAUGGACUUCUGGCAAGCGAUGGGCUGCACCUCACAACGGUUGGGAGGAAUGUUUUUGCCAAAAAUCUCAGAAACCUCAUUAGGAGGGCUUUAAACUGACUAAUGUGGGGGAGGGAGACAGUGCUCCUGAAGGUAGGAGUCUAUCAAUUGAUGAAGAUGAUCAUCCAAAUGUCAUAGACCAAAUGGAGCAAACAGCACGCAGACCUAGUGGUGAGAGGAAAAAAUCCUUAAAUAAGAGACACGGGAGAAUGAUUAAUGGACUUCAGUGUCUGUACACUAAUGCGCAAAGCAUGGGAAAUAAACAAGAUGAGCUUGAGCUCUUGGUACAGCAAACUAAAUAUGACAUAAUAGGCAUCACUGAAACCUGGUGGGAUAAGUCCCACGAUUGGAAUGUAAUAAUGGAGGGAUACAAUCUAUUUCAGAGAAACAGACCAGACAAGAAAGGAGAAGGAGUGGCGUUAUAUGUCAGGGAUGUGUAUACCUGUGAAGAGAUCCAAGAUUUAGAACCUCAAAGCCAAAGUGAGAGCAUUUGGGUCAAAAUUAAGGGAGAGAAGAAUAACAGUGACCUCAUUGUGGGAGUUUACUAUAGAUCCCCAAGCCAAACGGAGGACAUAGAUGAUGCCUUCCUGGAACAGAUGGCCAAGCAUGCAAAAGGAAGGGAGAUAGUAGUAAUGGGGGACUUCAAUUACCCGGAUAUUUGUUGGAUGUCAAACUCAGCCAAGAGCAUAAGGUUAAACAGAUUCCUCACUGGCCUUGCAGACAACUUCAUUGUCCAGAAAGUGGGAGAAGCAACAAGAGGAACAGCCAUUUUAGAUCUGGUCCUAACCAAUGUUGAUGACCUGGUUAGUGGGGUAGAAGUGGAAGGAUCAUUAGGCGCGAGUGAUCAUGCUCUUCUGAAGUUUACUAUACAGCGGAAAGGAGCAGCCAAGCAUACUAGGACUCAAUUUCUUGACUUUAAGAAAGCCGACUUCAUAAAACUUAGGGAAGUGCUGGGUGAGAUCCCAUGGACAGUAAUACUAAAAGGAAAGGGAGUUCAUGAUGGCUGGGAGUUUGUUAAGAGGGGAUAGUAAAAGCACAACUUCAGGCAAUACCAAUGAGACGGAAACAUGGAAGGUGCCUAAAGAAGCCAGGGUGGCUAUCUAAAGAACUUUUAACUGAGUUAAGAUUAAAAAAGGAUGUGUACAAAAAAAUGGAAAAGGGGGGAACCACCAAAGAGGAAUUCAAACAAAUAGCCAGCACAUGUAGACACAAAGUCAGAAAAGCUAAAGCACAGAAUGAACUCAGGCUUGCUAGAGAGGUUAAAAGCAACAAAAAGGCUUUUAUGGGUAUGUUCGUAGCAAAAGGAAGAACAAAGAAACAGUGGGGUCACUCAGAGGAGAAGAUGGUGAAAUGCAAACAGGGGACACAGAAAGGGCUGAACUCCUCAAUGCCUUCUUUGCCUCAGUCUUCUCCGAUAAAGAAAACAAUGCCCGACCUGAAGAAUUUGGAGCAAAUGAUUCAGCAGAGGAAACACAGCCCAGAAUAACUAAGGAGAUAGUACAAGAAUACUUGGCUAGUCUAGAUGUAUUCAAGUCUCCAGGGCCAGAUGAACUGCAUCCAAGAGUAUUAAAAGAACUGUCAGAUGUGAUCUCAGAACCACUGGCAGUCAUCUUUGAGAAUUCCUGGAGAACAGGCGAAGUCCCGGCAGACUGGCAAAUGUUGUCCCUAUUUUCAAAAAGGGGAAAAGAGGGAACCCAAAUAAUUACCGCCCAGUCAGUCUGACAUCAAUACCAGGGAAGAUUCUGGAGCAGAUCAUUAAGCAAACAGUCUGUGAGCACCUAGAAAGGAAUGCUGUGAUCACCAAUAGUCAGCAUGGAUUUCUGAAAAAUAAGUCAUGUCAGACUAACCUGAUCUCGUUUUUUUGACAGAAUUACAAGCCUGGUAGAUGAAGGGAAUGCAGUGGAUGUAGCCUACCUUGAUUUCAGCAAGGCAUUUGACAAGGUGCCCCACGAUAUUCUUGUAAAGAAGCUGGUAAAAUGUGGUCUUGACUAUGCUACCACUCAGUGGAUUUGUAACUGGCUGACUGACCGAACCCAAAGGGUGCUCAUCAAUGGUUCCUCUUCAUCCUGGAGAAGAGUGACUAGUGGGGUGCCACAGGGUUCUGUCUUGGGCCCGGUCUUAUUCAACAUCUUUAUCAACGACUUGGAUGAUGGACUCAAGGGCAUCCUGAUCAAAUUUGCAGAUGACACCAAACUGGGAGGGGUGGCUAACACCCCAGAGGACAGGAUCACACUUCAAAACGACCUUGACAGAUUAGAGAACUGGGCCAAAACAAACAAGAUGAAUUUUAACAGGGAGAAAUGUAAAGUAUUGCACUUGGGCAAAAAAAUGAGAGGCACAAAUACAAGAUGGGUGACACCUGGCUUGAGAGCAGUACAUGUGAAAAGGAUCUAGGAGUCUUGGUUGACCACUAACUUGACAUGAGCCAACAGUGUGACGCGGCAGCUAAAAAAGCCAAUGCAAUUCUGGGCUGCAUCAAUAGGAGUAUAGCAUCUAGAUCAAGGGAAGUAAUAGUGCCACUGUAUUCUGCUCUGGUCAGACCUCACCUGGAGUACAGUGGUGCCUCACAAGACGAAAUUAAUCCGUUCUGCGAGUCUCUUCAUCUUGCAGUUUUUUCGUCUUGCGAAGCACGGCUAUUAGCGGCUUAACUGCUAUUAACGGCUUAGCGGCUUUAAGAAAAAGGAAACAAACUCGCAAGAACUCGCAAGACAUUUCGUCUUGCGAAGCAAGCCCAUAGGGAAAUUCGUCUUGCGGAACGACUCAAAAAACGCAAAACCCUUUCGUCUAGCGAGUUUUUCGUCUUGCGAGGCAUUCGUCUUGCGGGGCACCACUGUACUGUGUCCAGUUCUGGGCACCACAGUUCAAGAAGGACACUGACAAACUGGAACGUGUCCAGAGCAGGGCAACCAAAAUGGUCAAAGGCCUGGAAACGAUGCCUUAUGAGGAACGGCUAAGGGAGCUGGGCAUGUUUAGCCUGGAGAAGAGGAGGUUAAGGGGUGAUAUGAUAGCCAUGUUCAACUAUAUAAAAGGAUGUCACAUAGAGGAGGGAGAAAGGUUGUUUUCUGCUGCUCCAGAGAAGCGGACACGGAGCAAUGGAUCCAAACUACAAGAAAGAAGAUUCCACCUAAACAUUAGGAAGAACUUCCUGACAGUAAGAGCUGUUCGACAGUGGAAUUUGCUGCCAAGGAGUGUGGUGGAGUCUCCUUCUUUGGAGGUCUUGAAGCAGAGGCUUGACAACCAUAUGUCAGGAGUGCUCUGAUGGUGUUUCCUGCUUGGCAGGGGGUUGGACUCGAUGGCCCUUGUGGUCUCUUCCAACUCUAUGAUUCUAUGAUUCUAUGGUUUGGGACUUGCACGGUCAGGGGAAAAAACAACGCUGUCCAGGGUUGUAAAGACUGUGGAGAGAAUAACUGGGUGCACUCCUCCCACCUUGGAUCAAAUCUACGCUUCCAGGUACCGUACGAAAGCUGCAGAGAUAGCGCAGGACAGUGCGUACCUUGGAAAUGAUCUCUUUCAGCUUCUGCCUUCUGGAAGAAGGUACAGGGUUAUAAAGACUAGGACUAGCCGCCUGAGAAACAGUUUCUAUCCAAAUGUGGUUUUGCUUUUAAACACAGUGUAAGGUAGUCUCUGUGGGCGUAUAUUGUAUUUAAUUGUGGGGUAUCAGAGUUUUUAGGGGGCUAACCGGGUUGGGAUAGCUGGGAUAGCAGGCUUGUUGGCUUUUGAAUGUCUGAUAUAGAUUUUUUCAAUUUCGUUGUUCUACAUGGGACAAUGACAAUAAAGAUUAUCGUAUUAUUAUUAUUAUUAUUAUUAUUAUUAUUAUUAUUAAGAUUUAUAUACCACCCUUCAUCUGAAGAUCUCGGGGCGGUUCACAGGAUAAAAUCUCAGGAUAAAAGCACAAGAUAAAUAGUUAAAACAAAACAAGGUGUUUGGAACAUGGUUCUGGUCGCCUUGCCUCAAAAAAGGAUUUUGUGGAGCUGCGAAAGGUCUCACUGACCUUGCUCUUCCCUAGAGCGCAGAACAGAGGAGGAUUCUGGGAAAGACCUUGCGUCGCUUUCCCAGGCGCGAAUCUUCCUUUGUAGGGGAUGUCAAAGAGUGGGGGGGGAGCAAAGGCUGGAUGGGGGCCAGUCUUCCAGACUAACGCAGGAAAUAUUCCUGCGAAGGUGGCAACUUUGGUCGCGAUCUCUGCUCCAGACAGGGUGCUCAUUUCUCUCUCUCUCUCUCUCUCUCUCUCCAGAGUCCCGUCUUGCGCAUGGCAGAAGGAGACACCGUCUACGAUUACUGCUGGUUCCCGCUGAUGAACUCCUCCGACCCGCAGACUUGUUUGUAAAUCCAUCUUUCCCCUCUUUUCCCCCCUGCCUUCCUCUUCUUCCCCAGUUGCUGGUGGGAAUAAAAAAGAAAGAAAACAUUUUGCCAAGUAGCCGGAAGAGGCUCGAGCUUUGAACAGCCCCAGGAGAGGAGUCCGGAAAAGCCAAUUGCCGAAAUAAUUGAACGCUGCCUUAAUUAAAUUAACUGAAUUGAAAUUAACCACCGCCUAAUUAGAAAGGUGGGGCUUUGGAAAGGGAGCUGGAAUCUGUACGUCCCCUGCCCUGCCCUUGUGGUUUGACAGGUGGGCGGGUAAUAAUUAGACAGUUUGCACUUAUCAGUUACAAUAAAUAAUUACUCAUCUAUAAUCUAUUAAAAUAGCAGCAAAUCACAAUGCAUAAAAUACCGCAAAUCAUACAAAAGGAUGUAAAAGGAUUAAAUUUAAGAAACAAACACACACAACUUAUAAAAUUAUUUUCAAAACAAAACAAAACAAAAAAACUAUCCUUGAAUUCUCCUCUCAACUGCCUCUGCUGUUCUCAAAGUCACGGUCUGGGAAUGGCUCCCAGGGUGGGGGGUGGGGGGCAGGCAAGGCAGGUGGAAGCCAUUGCCUGCAGACAGUGGCCCACUCCUCGUCCUGUUCUUGCAGCUGCCAACCACAUGCCCCAGUGGGAGACCUCUCUAUUAGCUGCGGCCAGCAAAAUUCUUGCAAGGAUCUUAGCAAACCGUCUCUUAACAAUAUCUGAGUUGACCCUUCCUGAAUCCCAAAAUGGUUUUCGGCCUUCUAGGGGGACAGUGGACGUGAUUUUCACCGCUCGACAGCUCCAAGAAACAUGCAGAGAGCAAAACCAACCUCUGUAUAUGGCGCUUAUUGAUUUGACUAAGGCUUUCGACACUGUAAUAAUACUAAUAAUUUAUUAUUUGUUCCCCAGCCACUCUGGGUGACUUCCAACAAAGAUUAAAAAUACAUUAAAAUGUCACACAUUAAAAACUUCCCUGAACAGGGCUGCCUUCAGAUGUCUUCUAAAUGUCAGGUAGUUGUUUAUCUCUUUGACAUCUGGUGGGAGGGCGUUCCACAUGGAGGGCGCCACCACCGAGAAGGCCCUCUGCCUGGUUCCCUGUAACUUGGCUUCUCGCAGUAAGGGAACCGCCAGAAGGCCCUCGGAGCUGGACCUCAGUGUCCGGGCUGAAUGAUGGGGGUGGAGACGCUCCUUCAGGUCUACUGGGCCUUUGAGGCCAUUUAGGGCUUUAAAGGUCAGCACCAACACUUUGAAUUAUGCUCGGAAACGUACUGGGAGCCAAUAUAGGUCUUUCAAGACUGGUGUUAUGUGGUCUCAGCGGCCACCCCCAAUCACCAGUCUAGCUGCCGCUUUCUGGAUUAGUUGUAGUUUCUCAGUCACCUUCCAAGGUAGCCCCACAUAGAGCGCAUUGCAGUAGUCCAAGCGGGAGAUAGCUACAGCAUGCACCACUCUGGCGAGACAGUCUGCGGACAGGGAGGGUCUCAUCCUGCGUACCAGAUGGAGCUGGCAGACAGCUGCCCUGGACACAGAAUUGACCUGCGCCUCCAUGGACAGCUGUGAGUCCAAAAUGACUCCCAGGCUGCGCACCUGGUCCUUCAGGGGCACAGUUGCCCCAUUCAGGACCAGGGAGUCCUCCACACCAGCUCCCCCUGUCCCCCCAAAACAGUACUUCUGUCUUGUACUGUAGAUCGCAAUGCCCUGUGGACUGUUCUCCUGAAAAUUGACUGCCCAAAUAAAUUUGUGAACGUCAUUCGGCUCCCCUAUGAUAAUACGGCAGCAGCCAUCGCAGAUAACAAUGGCUCUCAAAGCGAACCAUUCACAGUGGGAUCAGGUGUUAAACCUCCAAGCAGGACCCCCCAGCGCAAGAGCACACUCCCCUCACUAUUAAUUCAUCGCUCCCUCCAGUUGCAGACGCAGGGCACAGCCGCCAUCACUAGCCCUCUCCUCCGCGAAUUUGCCCGGGCUCAUCCAGGGUUUGUCUUCGGCAUUUAUGCCCAAGUGCAAGGUGGCACUGGGAAGUGAGUGAGCACUGCCCACCCUUUUGCCUGCCCCUUCCUUUCCAGCUCACCCGGCCCCCCGGCUGCCCCUCACUGGCCCUCCUUCUGCUUCUCUGCCCCUUGCAGUGUUGCCAGCAGCAGCCGUGACAACCCCAUCCACAUAUGGGAUGCUUUCUACGGAGACCUGCGCGCCACCUUUCGACCCUACAAUCACCUGGUGAGCAUGUGCCCGGGGGGUGGGUGUGUGUCGCCGGCUUUGCCCGGCAGACGUGGUGUGGGCAAUAGCAACACCCUAGAGGUCCCGGGCCCUAAAGAAGUCAGAUUAGCAUCAGCCAGAGCCAGGGCCUUUUCAACACUGGCCCCCGCGGCCUGGUGGAAUGCUCUGUCUCAUGAGACCAGGGCCCUGCAGGAUCUGAUUUCUUUCCACAGGGCCUGUAAGACAGAGUUGUUCUGCCUGGCCUUUGGCUUGGAAUCAACUUGAUCUCCUUCCCCUCUUUCCUUUUUCCUUUCUCCUUCUGUGAUGGAACUCCUAUUUGGGGACUUCCCUGGCUUUUUUCUGGCCCAAGUAGGACCAGUCUGAAUAGUUGGCCUUGAUGAUGAGUUGAUGUUUUUAUCCCCAAAAAGGGUUUUGAUUGAGUUCUACUGAAAGGAGGCUGCAUUUUAAUGUUGUAUUUUAAUCUUGUUUUUUAAAAUUGUUUUUAUAUUUGGUGUUAGCCGCCCUGAGCCCGCUCUUGGCUGGGGAGGGCGGAGUAUAAAUAAAAAUUAUUAUUAUUACUAUUCUCCUGGAGUUGGUUCCCGCUGACCCUCCCAUUUUCUCGCCAGGAUGAGCUGACGGCUGCCCACUCCUUGUGCUUCACCCCGGACGGCUCGCAGCUCUUCUGCGGCUUCGACAAGAUCGUGAGGGUGUUUGACACGUCGCGGCCCGGGCGCAUGUGCGAAAACAGGCCCACCCUCGGUGAGUCGGCCUCAGAUCCAUCCGGGGAGUUUCUGGGCAAAGCAACAUCUCCCCUUCUCGGGUGCUUUGGGGCUGAGGGACCCGUUGGCGUGUCUCGAUGGGGCCAGGAGCAAAAUGGCGGAGGCAGGAAUCUGGUCGGAGUGUGGUGUCCUGGUCGAAGUGUUUGGACUAUGACCCAUGAGACCAGAGUUCAAAUCCCCCUCAACCCAUAAAGAUCAAUGGGUGAUGACUUUGGGAGCCAAUCCCUGCUUCUCUCAGCCUUGCCUACCUCACUGGGCUGUCAUUGGGAUUAAAUGAGGAGAGGGUGUACCGUGAGCACCUUUGAAGAAAGAAGCUGGGAUACUAAUAAGUCCCGGUGCCAACAGCAGCCAGUCAUAACCUUAGAAAGGUCAAGGUAAAGGGACCCCUGACCAUUAGGUCCAGUCGUGGCCGACUCUGGGGUUGUGGCGCUCAUCUCGCUUUACUGGCCGAGGGAGCCGGCGUACAGCUUCCGGGUCAUGUGGCCAGCAGGACUAAGCCGCUUCUGGCGAACCAGAGCAGCGCACGGAAAUGCCGUUUACCUUCCCGCCGGAGCGGUACCUAUUUAUCUACUUGCACUUUGACGUGCUUUUGAACUGCUAAGUUGGCAGGAGCAGGGACCGAGCAACGGGAGCUCACUCCGUUGUGGGGAUUUGAACCACCGACCUUCUGAUCGGCAAGUCCUAGGCUCUGUGGUUGAACCCACAGCGCCACCCGCGUCCCCCGUAACCUUAGAAACCUUGGCUAAAAUCAGAUGUGUGUCUUUUUAAAUGAGGUAAUUGGCUGUUGCGCUGCUCUGGGAAGCCUAAGAGAUGUGUGUCGGUGUCGUUAUAAGAAAAAAACUGCUCCAUUUCCCUUAUGGGGUACUUUGGAGCCCAUACAGAGCCCUUAAGUGGGUUCCCUAUCGGCUGGAGAAAAUAACAGACGCCAACCAGAGUAUAUUGAGAAGCAAAGCAGCUAGUAAGCCUGAUCUUUAUUGAUCUGUUGUAACAGGGUCCCCCACUCACCACAUGCAGGAGGGAGGAGAGAACCCAGAACAAGCCUUUAUAUAGACUUUUGAAAUUGCCCACCCUGUAGCCCAAGACCACCCCCCAAAGCAUUAUACAUACAUAACAGAAGGAGGCGGUCUACAGCGGAAAUCCUGUCUGCCAGGAUACCUGAUAAUGGUCCCUGAUUGCAGUGUUGAUGCGCCUCCUCUGGAAAGUUGUCCCAUAACCUUGGGGGCAGUUGCAGAAAAGGCCCUGCUGCGUCCUGCAUCUGUCCCUGCUCUCCUGAGCAUAAAAGCAGCCUGUUCACCUAGUCCCGGCAUCCUGUUCUCGCAGUGCGACCAGCCUGUGGGAAACCCAAUGAGCAGGAUCCGAGCGCAAGAGCCCCUUCCCGCCCCAGCAACCAGGAUCCAGAAGCAUCUCUGCCUUCGACCAUGAAGCCUAGCAGCCCUCGAUAGUCCUCUUUGAAUUUGUCCAGUCCUCUUUUGAAACCAUCCAAGCCGGUGGCCACCGCUGUCUCCUGUGGGAGGGAGUUCCGCAGGUUAACGCUGCACAAAGAAGCCCUUUCUCUCCUCUAACCUCUCCCCUCUCCGGUCCCCCAGUGAAGAAGCAGGGCCAGAGCGGGAUUAUUUCCUGCAUUGCCUUCAGCCCGACGCAGCCCAUCUACGCCUGCACCUCGUACUCCAAGACGGUGGGCCUCUACUCCCAGGCGGAGGGCGACCCCCUCACCAUGCUACAUGGGCACCAGGGGGGCGUCACCCACGCCCUCUUCUCCCCGGACGGCUUCCACCUCUUCACCGGGGGGCGCAAGGUGAGAGCUUACCUGUGGGGGGGGGAAGCUGAGGGCUGGGCACAGGCGAGAGGGGCAUUGUGGGCCGGGCCCUUAAGAACCCAUUGAGUCCAGCAUCCUGUUCUCACAGUGACUAAUGGUAAUAAUAAUAAAUAAUAAUAAUCAUAAUAAUCAUAAUUUAUUACUUGUAACCCUGUCCAUCUGGCCGGGCCUCCCCAGCCACUCUGAGCUGCUCCCAACAGGAUAUUAAAAACACAAUACAGUGGUACCUCGGGUUAAGAACGUAGGUAAUUCGUUCUGGAGGUCUGUUCUUAACCUGCGGUACCACUUUAGCUGAUGGGGCCUCCUGCCGCCGCCGCGCGAUUUCUGUUCUCAUCCUGAAGCAAAGUUCUUAACCUGAGGUACUAUUUCUGGGUUAGCGGAGUCUGUAACCUGAAGCGUCAGUAACCCGAGGUAUCACUGUAAAACAUCAAACAUUAAAAACUUCCCUGAACAGGGCUGCCUUCAGAUCUCUUCUAAAGAUAAGAUAGCUGCUUAUUUCCUUCACAUCUGACGGGAGGGCGUUCCACAGGGCAGGCGCCACCACCAAGAAGGCCCUCUGUCUGGUUCCCUGUGACCUCACUUCUUGCAGUGCGGGAACCGCCAGAAGGCCCUUGGAGCUGGACCUCAGUGUCCGGGCAGAACGAUGGGGGUGGAGACGCUCCUUCAGGUCUACUGGGCCUUUGAGGCCGUUUAGGGCUUUCAAGGUCAGCACCAACACUUUGAAUUGUGCUCGGAAACGUACUGGGAGCCAGUGUAGGUCUUUCAAGACCGUUGUUAUGUGGUCUCGGCGACCGCUCCCAGUCACCAGUCUAGCUGCUGCAAUUUUAUUUAUACCCCGCCCUCCCCGGCCAGAGCCGGGCUCAGGGCGGCUAACACCAGUAAUAUUACAAUAAAAACAUAAUAGGAAAAAAAAACACAAUUUAAAAUACAGGUUAAAAUGCAAUUUAAAAUGCAGCCUCAUUUUAAAAGUAGCCCAUAAAUCAGUCCUCUACUCUAUGAAUUUGCCUAAUCCUCUUAAAGCCAUCCGGGUUGGCUGUCCUGUGGGAGUGAGUUCCACAGUUUUAAUACCCACGCAAAAUGCUUCAUUCGCCCAGCCUUCAGUUAUUUCUGGCAAGUGUGGACUUUAUCCUCUCUUUCCUGGGAAUACGUGGGGGAACAGGAGUGAGACUUCAGGUUCUCCCAUCUCCCUCGAAGUCUGGGGCAGCAUUCCCCAACCCGGUGCUCCCAAGCUGUUUUUGUCUAUCGAUCCCAUCAGCCCCAACCAGCACAGACCAAAACCAGCUGGAGGGGGCGCCACCUUGGGGAAGGCCGGCCUGGGGGAAGCGGCCUGUGAUGGGGGCUUGCUGUUGCCUUUAUUUUCCAGGACACUGAGAUCCUCUGCUGGGACCUUCGACAGCCAGGCGAGGUCCUGUUUUCUGUGUCCCGGACAGUUGCCACCAACCAGAGGCUCUAUUUCGACUUAGAUCCGUGAGUCCACCCUUCUCCCCCUACAAGAUGAUAUCCUUUUCUUUGUUUAUUUAUUUUUGUUUAAAUAAUACAGGAAAACAACAACAACAACAACAACGAAAGAAAGGGCCUGUAAGACAGAGCUAUUCUGCCUGACUUUCAAAUUGAACUUAGCCUGAUCUUUUAUUCCCCUUCCUUCCCUCCCCCUCCCCUUUUUUUGAAGAUCACCCGCUCUGGGAUCCCACAGCUAAUUCUCCCCUGGUCUCCUCGCUGGCCCAAAUAGGACUAAUUUAGCCAGCCAGCCCUGGUGAUCAUCUAAUGUUUAUUGGAUGGAUUUCCCCCCUAAAUUGAUUUUUGAAUUCUGAAUUUAUUGUUAUUCACGUUUUAUACUGUAUUUUAUGCUGUUUCUGUUGUUGCAUCGCUUAGGUAUUUUAAAUUUGUUGUUAGCCGCCCUGAGCCCAGUUUUCUGAACCGGGAAGGGUGGGAUAUAAAUAAAAAAAUCUAUUAAUAUUAUUUACUAUUUUUCCUCCGCAGGAGUGGGAGAUUUCUCCUGAGCGGCGACACAGAAGGACUGGUCAGCGUCUGGGACACGGCUCGGGCCCCCAGCAGCAGCAACAACCCGGCUCACCCCCUUCUGGAGCCCACCUUGCAGUUCCAGGCUCUGAGUGACUGCGUCAACGGGAUCAGGUACUUAUUGGGGGGGGGGUGUUGAGGCCCUGCCCUUAAUUCAGAGGUGGAAACGGGGUUUUAGGACCCCUGAGGGUUGGGAUUAUUGCAGAUAUUUGAAGAUGGCCCUCAUCUCUCCUCUCGGUUUCUUCUUCCCCAGGCUAAUAAUAAUAAUAAUAAUAAUAAUAAUUUAUUUAUACCCCGCCCAUCUGGCUGAGUUUCCCCUUCCACUCUGGGCGGCUCCCAAUCAAGUGUUAAAAACAGUACAGCGUUACACAUUAAAAACUUCCCUGAACAGGGCUGCCUUCAGAUGUCUUCUGAAUGUCAGGUAGUUGUUUAUCUCUUUGACAUCUGGUGGGAGGGCGUUCCACAGGGCGGGCGCCACUACCCGAGAAGGCCCUCUGUCUGGUUCCCUGUAGCCUCACUUCUCGCAAUGAGGGGACCGCCAGAAGGCCCUCGGAGCUGGACCUCAGUGUCAGGGCUGAACGAUGGGGGUGGAGACGCUCCUUCAGGUAUACAGGACCGAGGCCGUUUAGGGCUUUAAAGGUCAGCACCAACACUUUAAAUCGUGCUUGGAAACGUACUGGGAGCCAAUGCAGAUCUCUCAGAACCGGUGUUAUGUGGUCUUGGCGGCCACUCCCAGUCACCAGUCUAGCUGCCGCAUUCUGGAUUAAUUGCAGUUUCCGGGUCACCUUCAAAGGUAGCCCCACGUAGAGCGCGUUGCAGUAGUCCAAGCGGGAGAUAACUAGAGCAUGCGCCACUCUGGUGAGACAGUCCGCAGGCAGGUAGGGUCUCAGCCUGCGUACCAGGUGAAGCUGGUAGAUAGCUGCCCUGGAUACAGAAUUGACCUGUGCCUCCAUGGACAGCGGUGAGUCCAAAAUGACUCCCAGGCUGCGCACCUGGUCCUUCAGGGGCACAGUUACCCCAUUCAGGACCAGGGAAUCCCCCACACCCACCUGCUCCCUGUCCCCCAAAAACAGUACUUCAUGCCCAAAUCUGUCAGCCAUUCCUCCUGAGGCCUGUUGAUGGACUGGCACUGAGGGUGGGUGGGUGGGUGGCACUCCCCUCACCCUUACUUGCCCACCCGAUGUCAGGGACUGGACUGAAGAGGAAUGGUGGGGACCGCCCCCCCUUGCACUUCCUGAGAAGAGGGAGACAGUAUAGAUUUAGAACAGUGAUUUGCAGAAACUCCAGCGGGUGCAGAAUGCCGCGGCGAGGCUCCUUACGGGGUCCUUGCCGCGGGAUCACAUUCACCCAGUGCUUUUCCAGCUGCACUGGCUCCUGGUGGAGUACAGGGUCAGAUUUAAGGUGCUGGUUUUGACCUUUAAAGCCCUAUGCGGCCUAGGACCCAUGUACCUACGGGACCGCUUCUCCUGGUACGCCCCGCGGAGGACCUUAUGGUCUUCAAACAAAAUUAUCUUGGAGGUCCCAGGUCACAAGGUGGUUAGAUUGGUCUCAGCCAGGGCCAGGGACUUUUCAGUACUGGCCCCGACUUAGUGGAACGCUCUGUCCCAAGAGACUAGGGCCCUGAGGGACUUGACAUCUUUCCGCAGGGCCUGCAAGACAGAGCUGUUCCGCCUGGCCUUUGGUUUGGACUCGGUCUGACCCUUAUGUUUCCCUCCCCUUACGGUUUCAAUCUUUGGGCUACUUUUAAAAUGAGGCUGCAUUUUAAGUUGUAUUUUUAACCUGUAUUUUAAAUUGUCCCCCCCCCCCCCGCUAUUAUGUUUUUAUUGUAAUUUUACCAGUGUUAGCCGCCCUGAGCCCGGCUCUGGCCAGGGAGGGCGGGGUAUAAAUAAAAAUUUAUUAUUAUUAUUAUUAUUAUUAUUAUUAUUCAGAGGCUGCAGAGGGGAGAAGCUGGGAAAUAUUGGGAGGGGAGCAGGAGGAAGAAGGAGAAGAAUCACCAGGGGAGAGACAGCUGACAGACGGCGUCUUUAGAAAGCAUUCCAGAUCCCUCACUUCUCCCACAACCAGGCGGGCAUUGAGAGUAGGAAAACAGAACCUUUAUGCACAUGUGGUAGGACUGCGUGAAGAUAAGAGAAUUUUGGCAUAUAAUAUACAAUGAACUCAAAAAGAUCAUAAUAAUAAUAAUAAUAAUAAUAAUAAUAAUUAUAAUUAUAAUUAUUUAUUAUUUGUAACCCACCCAUCUGGCUGGGUUUCCCCAGCCACUCUGGGCGGCUUCCAACAAAGAUUAAAAAUACAUUAAAAUGUCACACAUUAGAAAGUUCCCUGAACAGGGCUGCCUUCAGAUGUCUUCUGAAUGUCAGGUAGUUGUUUAUCUCUUUGAGAUCUGGUGGGAGGUCGUUCUACAGGGCGGGUGCCACCACCGAGAAGGCCCUCUGCCUGCUUCCCUGUAGCUUAGCUUCUCGCAGUGAGGGAAUAAAAUACCAUGGUGAGAACUUCUUGUUUUCCCAGCCGCGAGGGAGGGGGACCUGGUUCCCUGAAGCCUGACCCCCCCUGACUUUUUGCCUCCUUCUCUUAGCCUCCACCCCAGCCUGCCCCUUCUGGCCACGGCUUCUGGCCAGCGCAAAUUCCCCGACCUGUGGGACAGCGAGGACGACGACCAGGAGAAAGGGAGAAGGCCGGCCGCUCGCCACCAAGACCACGGUGACAACUCUCUCCAGCUGUGGUGGUGCUCCCCGGGCACCGGGGCGGAGGAGAAGCCCCAGGCCCCCCCGUAGCCUCGGCCCCCUUCCUCGUGCCUGCCGGGGUUUGCGAGGCGGCCCAACGCCAACGCUUGAUACUGCCACAGGGCUGCGAGGGUACGGGACCUCUGGCGUGCCACAGGUGCCCUCGGUCCAUGAACGUCGCCGUGUUUAUAUGUUUCUACGUGUGGCGCUUUUGUACCAAAGAGAGAAUGUGUGUCGUGCGAGGGGAUGUUUGAAAACUGUGUGUUUUUUGACAGGACGGAGCUAGGUGUUGCCGUAGGGACUGGAUUUUCUGCAUGCUCUGAAGGAGAGAUGUUGGGUCACGGCAGAAUUGUCACUGUGCCUCUGUGGGUUGGAGGCACGAGGGUAAGGAAUCUCUCCUGUCCCAAAAAAACCAGUAUUUUCCUUCUCUCGCCCGGCUAGCGGAAGCACUAGCUCCACGCAGGGGAAAGAUUUUGGGGCGCCUGUGUGUCGAUCUGAGUCUUGUGCUUGGGAACUGUAUGUAUGUAUGUAUGUAUGUAUGUAUGUAUGUAUGUGUGUGUGUUUGCUGUUUUUUAUAUAAGGGGAGAAGAAUUGGAUUUUUUGGAUUUUUCCAUUGCCCCCCACUUUUCUGUGCUCUGUAAAUAGUUUUCCACCCCUUGCCCAACGGGUGGGCCGUGGUGCUGACUCGCUUGGGGGAGGGCAGGGUUGUUGUGGUGGGUUUUGUGAAUGUUCGUCACCAGUUGCUGUUUCCUGGCAAAAGAAUACGUCCUCUCAUUGGCAAGUAAGUGAUGCAGGUGAUUAAUAAAAGUUUAUGAUGAUUGUA